Hermetia illucens (black soldier fly) is the source of this 1620-nucleotide messenger RNA. RefSeq lists its product as uncharacterized. NCBI's taxonomy places the organism in Eukaryota, Metazoa, Arthropoda, Insecta, Diptera, Stratiomyidae. The transcript is spliced from 2 exons. The record is from RefSeq and is a predicted model, not a curated record. The coding region runs from base 21 to 1283 and encodes 420 amino acids.
AUUUUAGUCUACUUCGCUCAAUGCCAAAGAAAAGAAUGGUAAAACCAUCUCCAAGAUUUACUCCGGUUGUGGAACGACAGUCAAACCCUUUCGAAAAUAUUCGAAAUAGAUACUUCCAUGUGAAAAUAUUAUUCUAUCUAGCAAUUUGCCUGCGUUACCCAAUAGAUAAUUAUGACCAAGAACGGGGGAAGCUACAAAAGUAUUUUGCAAUUGAUGCUGCGUUUUGUCCGGAGUGUUUCCUACCGAAGUCGAAUAUGUGUGUCGCUCUAGAAAGUAGGUUUGAGUUCGAAUUGGGUGAUCUUGUUGAGGUGGUGAAUACACUAAUCGGCGUUAAAAAAGUUCACUAUGGUAAAUUGAAAGGAGUGGAGGGGAAAGCCGUGGUUAAACACGCGGCCCGCGAACGUGUACUUGAACAAAUCAAAGCAGAAAUAGGAGAAGUAAAUAGUCCCGCGGAACUCGAUGGGAGACUCUACAAAUUAUUCCUGAAAAGGGAUCGUGUUGGCUUCUACUUUUGCCGCCAGUCGACGUUAAAUAUGUUUGUCAAAGGAUUGACCAACUAUACCCGCUCACGGAUUGAAACAUGGAUGCAUCUACUGGUGAACGCGGAAACGAUAUUGCUGCCGGUAAUGAAUAAAUUCUCAGUUAUGGCAGUGCCAACAUACUACGGCCACUGCGGGUUCACAAUCUAUGAAUCGUACAAUGGAAUAACCCUUGCCGAGGUGAAUAAACGGAAGAUCUCCUACUACCAAAGAUUACAGAUAGCAUUACGGUUAUUAUUUGCCACAUCGGCUCUAACUGAUGGUUUCGACAACUAUCGAGUCUACUUGACCGAUCUCACCCUCGAUAAUGUAGUUUACGACGAAAAAACUGGAAAUGUAACAUUCAUUGAUUUAGAUUCGGUUGUAAUUGUAGAUGGUGAUUAUAACAGAACAGCAGCAACGAUGGUGGAAGAACCACCAGAUAGAUGGUGGGCAAUCCAUAAAUAUGAGAAAAUACCUUGUAAAGGUUGUUUUGCAUAUACAAAACACGAUUUAUGCUCGCACUACCAAAGUGAUAUAAAUAUGUUUUCUGUUUGUCAAUUACUGAAUGAGGAUUUGUAUGGAGACCAAACAAAGGGAUUCUUAAAACCGAUACCACGUUUCAUCGAUAUAACCUUCCCAGCUCUUCGCUCCAAAUUGCUGCAAUGUGUCCGAUGUCAAGACAUAUUAUGCGAUAAUCGUUUUUAUAUAUCUAUCCAAUUAGCGCAGGAGAUCGCCAGGAUCAUUAAAUAUUUUGAAAGCUGAAUUUCUCUAUACAAUCUUUAGAGUUUAGAUAGUUUCAAAGUUAGUUCUCUAUCGGCAGGUAUGUAAAUUUGUAUAUCCAGUUUCAGCUUAGAAUUAAAAAUAUUUUUUUAACAUAGAAGUGUAAAUAGAGCUAUCAAUUAAUGUAAUCAUAAUUCCAAAAAACAAUCAUGCUGCAGGUAAGCAAGCACAAUUUUAAUUCAAAAUGUUAUUUAUUAAUAUCUUUUUUCAUUUAUUAAAGCAUCAAAUAUUUAUAUUGUCAUUCACAUAAAUUAUUUUCUUUUAUAAGUCUUUUAUUUGCCAUUUUUUGUAUAAUUAUUAAAAAUUUGUUUCUUAUUCA